Botrytis fragariae is the source of this 189-nucleotide messenger RNA. RefSeq lists its product as uncharacterized. Lineage: Eukaryota; Fungi; Ascomycota; Leotiomycetes; Helotiales; Sclerotiniaceae. The coding region runs from base 1 to 189 and encodes 62 amino acids. The transcript has 2 exons. The record is from RefSeq and is a predicted model, not a curated record.
AUGAUUUUUCCUGUUGCCAUUUAUGUUCAAAUUUUCAGUUCCAAUCACAGAGCUUUGGGAACUGUUUCUGAAUACCUACAAGGUGGUCAAGAAUCGAUGGCCGCAGUACAUAACAAAACCCCUUCAUCUCAAUAUUCUGGGAAUGCUCGGGGACUUCACUUAAGAUUGGCGGCCUUCGAUGAGCUUUAG